AAAUUUGAGCAUAGCUUCAGUGGGAAUGUGAUGGAAGAAAACACAAAUGCCAUUCUUUCUGGAAAGCAAUUUGGCAAUCACAAUCAUCUCAUGGAGGUCAAAUUUUUAGGCCAAAAUGACAGUUUGGUUUCUGUUGACUCUUUCUUCCCAAAUGAACAAGUUUCAGAGAAAAUAGAUGUGGCUAACAAGGCCUAUCAAUUCAGAUAUUCUGGGAAUGAACCUAUUGAGACUGAGAAAUCUACAGUUCUCAUAGAAGUUUCAGAAGUAGUUUCAAUUACCAAAGGCAGGGAACAUGCUACCCUGGAAGGAGAAAAUACUGCAAACUCAGUGGUGGAAGCAACGGAGCUGCAUGAAGCUGCUUCAGAUACAGAUUCUAGGACCAAAAAUCAGAUGCCGGAAUUCACAAUUCAGCUGCUGAUCAUGGAGUUGCUGUGGGUCAAAUUUUGACGACACUGCAGCCGAGCUCAGAGAUGACUGAGUUGGAAAGUCCAGUUGCAACUACUGGACAACUGAAACCAACAACUUUGCAGAGGAAGGAUGCGGGAACAAGUUUGGUUCAAGGAACUCCUGUUAAAACAAUAGCACCUGACAUGAAGGAGAAUGUUCCCAGCAUCAAAAGAGGCCACUUGGGGAGCAUAACGGUGAAAUCUACAGCAAAGAGACGAGCUUUGGGGGAUCUCAGAAACAAGUAGAGAAAAUGGAUCAAUUUCUGAAGAUUCAACGGGUGAAAACUCUUCACUGAAGCUGGAAGAUAUUUGCAGGCGCAUCCCAUGCAGCAUAUAGUUUAACACUGUAUUUAGUUUAUUGGAAAUUAUGAUAACUAGAGAUUUCUGAGUGUGGAUUGGAUGUAAUGAGUUUAUUUUUCUUCUCAUUACAGUACUUUUACUGUCAAUGAAUUCAGAGCUGCCAAAUGUUAAACAAUAGGGAAAUUCUAUCGGAUCUUGCAAAAUUGCUCUUCACAAUUCUCCCUGCCAAAUUCUUUACUAAUUUUAAAAUUCAUAUUUU
This is a messenger RNA of Diospyros lotus (date-plum), 1005 nucleotides long. RefSeq lists its product as uncharacterized. NCBI's taxonomy places the organism in Eukaryota, Viridiplantae, Streptophyta, Magnoliopsida, Ericales, Ebenaceae. The record is from RefSeq and is a predicted model, not a curated record.